UCAGUCUUUUUCCAUCAUUUCCAUCGUUAAGAUUUGGUUGGAUGCCUGUCGUGAUAUGCUAAGAUGGCACCAUUUGGAAAGAUAAAGACAUGAGAGAGAUAUUAUUUAUAAACAUAUACUAACAGUGUCAAUGCAUGUAUAGAAAUGAUAAUAAUAAUAAGUAAAAAGGCUAUACAACUACUCAUUCAUAGUCUUUAUAGUCUAUGCUCCUACCUACACUCCAGAGGCUCUAAAAGAGCAGAAUUAGUAUCUCUCUACAAAUUCUGUACGUCUUCCUUUUCUGUUUCAAAAGUUUUCUUGGAAAUCUGCAGGGCUUUGUGAAAGUAAAAAUGGAGUUCUCAAGUUACUGAGACCAAGUAAUGUUUUUGUUUUUUUUGGAGUACCCUUAAGGAUUAUUUUAAUCAAGUUGUGGUUUUUACUACUGUUUUUGAUGCUCAAAUAAGAUAGAAGCUGAAGCUGAAGUUAAAAGCAGGCAAGAUUCAGAAGAAGAAGUUUGAAAUGGGUUCUUGUAGAAGUGAAUUUGAAGCUAAUGGUUUACUGGAAAUAUUGUUUUCUUGGUGUAUAGAAGACAUAUGUAACGCUGAUCUCUACAAAUAUAAGGUUGAAAGGAUACCGGAAUAUUUUCAUUCAGUUGAUCAAUAUCUUAGCUCAUUUACGUAUCCUUUAAUUGAAGACACUCGUUCUGAGUUGUGUUCGAUGGUGGAUUUAAUUUCAGAGUUACCAUAUGCUGAAGUUAUUUCGAUAGAGAAGUCCGAGAGCGUUAGCUACGACCUCAAGGCCGGUUGUUGGAGAAAUACAUAUGUUAGAAGUGGCAAAAAGCCGUAUAAGCCAAAUCAAGGGGACCUUUUGCUUUUGUCUGUAGAUUUGGUACCUAAAUCUGUCUAUGAUUUAGAGAGUAAAAAGACAUGGUCUUUCGCCUUGGUCACUGAUGUUGAAGGGGUGGAUGAUGACAUGCUAGUUACAAAUUGUAAGGUCCAAACGUCAAAAACCAAUAAGAUUAGUGAGGGCAUGCAGAACUCACUUUUUGCCGUGUUUCUUACAAAUGUAACAACCAGAACUAGAGUUUGGAAUGCAUUGCACAUGUCCAAAAACAUGGAAAUCAUCAGUGAAGUUUGGGUAUCACAGGUUAAAGAAGAUUGCAAUCUCUGCUCUUCUCAAGGUUGUAGUAUUUGGCCUGAAAUAGAUGGUGCGGAAUCAUUAUCAUUUGAUCUUAACGAGUCCCAAAAGGCUGCAGUAGCGGGUUUAAUAAAAUCAGUGCAGUGCAAUCACAAACCAUCCGUUGAACUUGUUUGGGGUUCACCAGGGACGGGAAAAACUGCAGUUGCAAGCAUCUUGCUAUAUGCACUUCUAAAAAGAGACUGCAGAACACUUGCAUGUGCUCCAACUGAUGUUGCAGUGGCAGAGUUUGCACGGUGUUUCCUAAAGCUUGUUAGAGAGCCUGGCGAACUGUACCUGAACAAGAUUAAUUCCGCAUGUUCUUUGGGAGACUUACUCUUAUUGGGGAAUGAUAAUAGUUUAUGUGAUUAUGAUGAUUAUUUCAAGGAGAUUGAUUUAAACUAUCGAGUCGACAGAUUGCUAGAGUGCUUCUCUCCGCUGACCGGUUGGACCAAAUGUUUUAAAGACAUGAUAGAUUUUCUUGAAAAAUGUUCGUCUCAGUAUCAUGCUUUUCUAGAGAAGGAAUCUGCGGGAGUGUUUGAAGUUAAGAAGAAACUAGAGAUCGACUGUUCAUUUCUGAAAUUCACGAGAAAACAGUACCGAGCAUUUGCAUCAACCCUUAAAGAAUGCGUCAGCGUUUUAUUGAACCAUCUGUCUAAUAGGUUUAUUGUGCAAAAUAAGUUUGAGAACAUGGUUAGGCUUCCUUAUCUGCUCGAAUCUUUUGAUAAUUUGCUGUUUGAAAAUGAUAUUGUUGAUGAUGAGCUAAAGGCAGUCUUUGCUCGUCUGCAAAUAGACGGUACCAUAGAGACACUUGGAUGUGAUGCAUUUCGGUCUUGCACUUCAAGCACGCUGUACAACUUGAUAAGCCAAUGUGUUGGUGUUCUAAGAUCUCUCUGGCAUUCUCUUCAUGGCUGCUUUCAAGAUUUGAAGGACAGAAAUUCGGUGAUAAACUUUUGUUUUCAAAAUGCUUCGCUCAUUUUCUGUACAGCAUCUAACUCACAUUGUCUGCAUAAUAUGGAAAUGGAACCACUUGACCUGCUGGUUAUUGACCAAGCUGCUCAGCUGAAAGAGUGUGAAUCGGUGAUACCUCUACAAAUUAAAGGCAUACAACAUGCUGUUUUAUUUGGAGAUGAUUUUCAGCUUCCAGGGAUAGUUAAUAGCAAGGUUGCUGAUCGUUCUGGGUUUGGAAGGAGUUUAUUCGAAAGGUUGAGUUCUUUGGGUCACUCAAAACACCACCAAAAUAUCCAGCACAGAAUGAUUCCUGAAAGCAAUUAUUUUCCAAGUUCCGUCUUUUAUGAAAGUGCAAUUUUGGAUGCUCCAAAUGUUUGUUGUAAAAGUUAUGGAAAGCAGUAUCUUCCAGGACCAAUGUUUGGUCCCUACUCGUUUAUAAAUAUUUCCGAUGGAAGAGAGGAGCUAGACGAUGGUGGUCAUAGCUGGAGAAAUUUGGUGGAAGUAGCAAUUAUUAUGAAGAUAGUGCGAAACCUUUACAGAGCAUGUCAAGGCUCCAAACAUAAGCUAGAAAUUGGGAUUAUAUCCCAGUACGAUGCUCAAGUCAGUACACUACAAGACAAGCUUUUAGACAAGUAUGAGAACUUUGUGGGUUUUACGUUGAGGAUAAAGACUGUUGAUGACUUCCAGGGUGGUGAAGCAGAUAUUGUGAUAAUAUCUACUGUAAGAUGUAAAGGCAGUGGUUCUAUUGGGUUGCAUCCUCGGUGUUGGAAUGUUCUGACAAGGGCUAGGCACUCUGUUUGGAUACUGGGAAAUGAUAAAUUCCUAUCAUAUAGUGGAUCUUUUGGGAGAUCAUUAGUCCAAGAUGCUAAAAACAGACAAUGCUUCUUUAAUGCUGACGAAGAUGAAGAUCUUUGUAAAGUGAUUUUGGACGCUAAAGAACAGCUGGACCAAUUAGAUGAUCUGCUUAAUGAGAAUAGCAUACUCUUUAAGAGUUCAAGGUGGAAGGUUCAAUUUAGUGAUAAAUUUAAGAGGUCUUUUCUGAAGUUGAAAUCCUGCCAAACGCAAAAACUUGUUAUUGCUUUAUUGCUUAAGCUCUCUAGUGGAUGGCGACCGAAAAAGCUUAAGAUAGACUCCCUUGAUAGAAGCUCAUUGCUUGUGAGACAGUUCAAGGUGCAAGGUGAUCUUUACAUUGUUUCUACCGUUGAUAUUGCCAAGUGCUUAAACUACACCCAAGUUUUGAAAAUAUGGGAUGUAUUACCGCUUGUGGAGAUACCAGCACUUCUCAGGCGUCUGGAAAGUGUUCUCUGUAUGUACACUAGUAAUUUCAUCAGCCAGUGUAACCGAAAACAUAUUGAGGGGAAAUUGGAAGUUCCUAUGAUCUGGAGUUCUCUUGGAGAUAUUGUUCGAUAUAAGAAAUUUAGGACUGAAGUCGGUUGCUUCUCAGGCAUGGGAGAAUCUGAUGAAGAAUGUCACCUUGAGAACUCGAAAGUUAGAGAUAGUUUGUUACUGAUGAGAUUCUACUCGUUAUCUUCUGGUAUCGCAAGCCGUUUGCUUUGUGCUAGUGACGGAAAAGAACUCGAGCUUCCAUUUGAAGUAACAGAUCAAGAAUCAGAUGUUAUUGUUUUCCCAGAAAGUACAUUUAUUCUUGGAAGGUCUGGGACAGGGAAGACAACUGUUUUGACUAUGAAAAUGAUUCGGUUGGAGCAACACCACUAUUUCUCUUCAGAAGGAAUUUUUGAAAUGGAGAGUAAUGCAUUGAUAUGUGCUCCUUCCAUGAGUUCAAUUACAGAAGUGUCUAAAGAUCCUGUGUUACGGCAAAUUUUUGUGUCCGUUAGCCCUAAGUUGUGUACUGCUGUGAAGAACCAUGUUGCCAACCUAAAAAGUUUAAUUUACGGAGGAUACUCUUCAGCUGAAAACAGUGCAACCAGUAUGUUUGAUAUGGAUGACUCUACGGAAUUCAGGGAUAUACCAGAUAGUUUCUCAGACAUUCAACCCGACUGCUAUCCUUUAGUGAUUACUUUUCGCAAAUUCUUGAUGAUGCUUGAUGGAAGCAUGGAAAAUUCUUAUUUCGAUAGAUUUCGUGAUGUGCGUGAACUUUCUCAGGGUACAACAAGUGCCACAAGGACGUCUUCCAUGCAUGCUUUAAUAAGAUCGAAGGAAGUCAAUUAUGAAAGAUUUCACUCAUUUUACUGGUCUCAUUUGAACUGCCAAUUAACUAAGAAUCUUGAUUCUUCGGUUGUUUUUAUUGAGAUUAUGUCACAUAUUAAAGGUGGGGUGAUUGGUGGAAGGGUUCCUGAUGGUGCACUUACCCGAGACGAUUAUCUGUUAUUGUCUGAGGGACGGGUGUCUACUUUAAACAGGGAAAUGAGAGAAAUAGUUUAUGAUAUUUAUCUUGAUUAUGAAAAGAAGAAGCUUUUGAAUGGAGAGUUUGAUUUGGGUGAUUUAGUCAUUGAUAUUCGUUGUCGACUGAAAAAUGGGUUUUAUCAGGGUGAGGAAAUGCAUUAUGUGUAUAUCGAUGAGGUCCAAGAUCUUACAAUGAGACAGAUAUCUCUUUUUAAAUAUAUCUGCGAAAAUGUUAUGGAAGGAUAUGUUUUCUCUGGUGAUACUGCUCAAACUGUUGCUAGAGGCGUAGAUUUUAGAUUCGAGGAUAUUCGAUCUUUAUUCUAUAAUGAGUUCAUUUUGGAUUCAGAAAGUAACAGAAAGGUUAAAGGCGAAAGGAAGAAAGAUAAAUGCCGUAUUUCAGACACAUUUCAUUUGAAUCAAAAUUUCCGAACUCACACUGGUGUGCUCAAGUUAUCGCAGAGUGUUCUUGAACUUCUUUAUUACUUUUUCCCGCUCUCUGUGGAUAAAUUAAGUGCUGAGACCAGCCUUAUAACUGGAGAGGCUCCAGUUUUGCUGGAGUCUGAGAAUCAGGUAAAUCCAAUUUUAACCAUUUUUGACAAUGGUGUUGAUGUCAGUGGCAGCAUAAUUGGGUUCGGAGCAGAACAAGUCAUUUUAGUACGCGAUGACUUUGUGAAAAAAGAAAUAUGCAGCCACGUUGGAAAGAAAGCCCUUGUCUUGACUAUAGUCGAAUCUAAGGGACUUGAGUUUCAGGAUGUUUUGUUGUAUAACUUCUUCGGAACUUCUCCUUUGAAAAAUAACUGGAGGCUAGUUUAUGGAUACAUGAAGGAAAAAAAUCUGCUUGAUUCCACGAACCUCGACUCCUUUCCAUGUUUUAGCAAGGGAAAACACAAGAUCCUCUGCUCGGAACUUAAACAGUUAUAUGUGGCUAUAACCCGGACAAAGCAGAGAUUAUGGGUCUAUGAGAAUAUAGAGGAAUUCUCAAAUCCUAUUUUUGAUUAUUGGAAAAAGCUCCAAGUUGUGCAGGUCAGAAUACUUGAUGAAUCACUGGCACGUGAGAUGAGAGUAACCAGCAGCAAUACUGACUGGAGCUUACGUGGAAUCAAGUUAUUUAAUGAGGGUAACUUUGAGAUGGCGGCAUUAUGUUUUCAAAGAUCUGGAGACUCAUUCAAGGAAAAAUGGGCGAAGGCUGCUGGACUUAGAGCUUCGGCUGAGCGUAUGCGUGGGUUGAAUUUUGAAUCGGCCCGUGUUGCACUCUUGGAAGCUGCUAGCAUUUAUGAAGCUAUUGGGAAGUUCGAGUUAGCUGCCAAUUGUCUGAUUCAGUCGAAGGAAUACAAAAGGGCAGGUAUGCUUUAUCUGGAGAAAUUUGAAGAAACUAAACUAGAAGAUGCUGGUGAUUGUUUUAGUUUAGCUGGUUGUUGUUCUACUGCAGCUGACAUAUACUACCGAGCUAACUUAUUUUCGAAGUGCUUAUCAGUUUGCACAAAAGGUAAGCUCUUUGAAAUGGGUCUGAAUUUCAUAAAGACAUGGAGAAAGAAUUCAAAUCUUGUUAUGAAUGCUGCCAAAACGCGAGAGUUAAGAGAUAUAGAACAAGCAUUUCUUGAGAAGUGGGCACUUCACUAUCACCAUGCGAAAGAUAUUAGUAAUAUGAUGAUAUUUGUCCAAAACUUCAAUUCCAUAGCCGUCAGACGGACUUUCCUGUGGGAGUGGAAUCAUCUCCAUGAGCUUGUCUUGUUAGAGGCAGAAACUGGUAACUAUCUCGAGGCUGCACGAAUUGCUAGGCUGAACGGAGAUCUUCUUCUCGAGGCAGAUAUGUUCGAAAAGUCUAGCCAUUUUGAAGAUGCAACGCGCAGUUAUCUUUCUCAUAUUCUUGUCAACUCAGCUUGGGGUAAAAGAAGCAAAGGAUGGCCCUUAAAGACGUUUACAAACAAAGAAAAACUUAUUUCAAAAGCGAAGCUGUUGGCAAAGAAGAAAUCAGAUUUCUGUUAUAGGUUCGUUCAUGUUGAGACGAGAUCAUUAUCUGACGAAGUUAGUAGCAUCUCAGAGAUGGGUCAUUGUUUAAUUGAUUCAAAGAGGGUAAAAAAUGGUUUAGCUGAAAUUAUCACUUGUCGCAAGAUUCUCGAGUUUCACUUGGUUACAGAGCUUACCAGUUAUGAAUGGAAAGAUUAUGUGGUAUUCGACCUAGAGAAUAAUGCAAAACAGUCAUUUUCCAAGAAUAGGGUAUCAGUUGAAACACUGGUGUAUGCUUGGAAUAUCUGGAAGUCUUGGAUGACAAGUAUAUUGGAGUAUCUCAAUUCUGUAGGAGAGCAUCAUGACAAAGACAGCGAAAGGUGCGAGGCUUUCUGUUUGAGUUACUUUGGCUUGACUAAAGUUGAGGUUAGAAACAGACCCAGUUAUCUUGUAUUAAACGGUAAUGCCUAUUGGACAAGAGAAGUUGAGAUUAGAUCACUUCGGAAGAUUGGUAAUUUGGUUGGUAUGGAUGUUCACCAGUUCGCUUCCGCUGCUCGAAACUAUUGGGUUUCUGAAGUAACAAGUCUUGGUAUGUGUGUGGUGGACAAGCUCAACUCCCUUCAUAAGUUAUCUGUUGAGAGGUCGUUCUCAAUCUUCAACCAAGGAAAAGCUGCUCUGUACCUCCAUACAGUUUCAAAAUGGUUUACUAGGUCCAAGUUACUAGUGGAAGAAAAUCUAUGGGCAAAGGAGUACAUGCUAUCUUGCAGGGCACAGUUCCUUGAACUUAUGUGCCCCAUGAACUCAAAGCUGAUAAUGGUGAAAAACUUGAAAGAUCUAAAAGGAACUGAGAUGUUCAAUGAACUAAUCUUGGGCGCUUUGUUUGAUAUUGUGUGGCCAAGUAGUCUGUCAAAUGGGAAAAUUGGGAAGGCUGUGAUGUUCAUGUUUGCAUCCGGGUGUCUAACUGAUAAACUGUGUGAAGUCAUUGAUGAGAAGUUUGAUCUAAAUCCACAUUGGCAAUUAUUCAUUGAGAAGCUUAAGCUUUACUUCAAUUCAGGCCAGAUACGUGAAUCCUUGCUGUCCGAGUUUCAAGAGGCUUUACGCGAUACCUUUAAUGUCAAUUGGAGGGAAGAAGUUGACUACAUUUCACCAUUCUGCUAUGUCUAUCUUCUUGAGCGCCUUCUUUUCAUUGAAUCGUCUUGCCAAGGAAAAUGCUACACUACAAAAUCUUAUUUCGUCGAGGCGCUGUCAUGCAAGAACUGGAAAAGUAUUUCAACUUCCUUCUACAAAUCUGGUUUUCAUGAAUCUUCCCGAGGGUCUUAUCAGUUUGUAGCAGGCAUGAUCGAAGAUAUUCUUACAAGCGAGGUGAUUUCAGAAUGGCUUGAGAAAACAAAUAUUCCGGCAGAGAACUGCAAUCUGCUAGUUCAAAGGCUAGUUAUCUUGCUUUGCCUUGUUUGCGUGAAUUGUGGGCAGCAUUUUGAUUUGCUAUACGAUCUUUUGGGUAGAUCUAAAAUUUCAUCUCAAUUGCCGCAUGCUUUCCAUGAGAUCAUUGUUUCAAGAAGGGAGAUUAGCUUCGAGAAUUUACUUGCUAAAGCACUUUUUACAAUUGAGAAUCCUCUGGUGAUUUUCAUUUGGGGAAACAAUCAUCCAGACUGUAUUCCUACAGAUUCCAUUGUCAUAGACAUGAAUGUCAACCGCCACAUAUACGACAUAACGAGGAUACUGUACUCAAGAAACAGAAAAUGUAAGGAAAAUGUGGUGGUUUCUUCUGAUUAUGGGAGGAACGGCGAAUGCUUUCUUUGUAAUGACGCUCUGGAGGAAGAAAAACAGUUCUUAGGUGAGGAAAAUGCUGAAGCAUUGACCAUUACUUCCAAUAUACCUCAGGCGAAGAUGGAGGUUGACGGAUCCAGUCUUGUUCUUGAUGCAGAUAUAACUGAAUGUGGUCAGAGCUGUUCUUCAGGGGGCGAAGUUGAGAGUCUGUCUAGUGCAGUUCUUGGGGAAACUAAACAACUUUCUUCUGCUGUUAGUGCAAGGGAAAAGGAACUAGAAGAUAGAAUUUCUAAGGAUGGUGAAUUUCUGAAAAAUAUGCAGAAGUUAGACCUAGGAUUAAAAACAUUAGCCUUGCCUAAUGAUACAAAUUGUCCUACUCUUGGGUGCUCGAAACAUAUUCCAUCUGAAAAGCCAAGAGACGACGAAGGGAAAAUGCAGAAGGAUGUUGUAGGCUUGUAGCCAUGUAGAUGGUAUUUUUUUGUUACUACAUUUCCCUCGGAAUACAUUCUUGUUAAAUACAUGUGAUUUUUGUUCUGGCAAGAAUUAGUUGGUUAAUCACGAGUCACAGCAUAGAAGCUUUGUGUUAAGAAAGAAAAAACAUAGCGGUUAACUUGCAUUUGUACCAUCACUAGCAAUGGUUAUGCUGUAAUUUUUAAAUUUUUUUUCUGGUUUUGUUCUUGCCAAUCUAGGCUCUAGGUUGAGACCUCCUUUUUCUGUUUGCCAGUACUCUUCCUGGUGACAUGUACCCUCAUCUCCCACGGAUUCUGAAAUGAUC
Molecule: messenger RNA, 8938 nt
Organism: Papaver somniferum (opium poppy)
Lineage: Eukaryota; Viridiplantae; Streptophyta; Magnoliopsida; Ranunculales; Papaveraceae
Exons: 13
Coding region: 499-8622 (2707 amino acids)
Molecular function (GO): helicase activity; hydrolase activity; ATP binding
Source: RefSeq, a predicted model, not a curated record